This is a messenger RNA of Didymodactylos carnosus, 1834 nucleotides long. NCBI's taxonomy places the organism in Eukaryota, Metazoa, Rotifera, Eurotatoria, Philodinida, Philodinidae. The record is from the annotation of a GenBank genome assembly.
AAACUUUUGAACGUUUAAACAAUCAUUGAACUUAUUUGCGUUAAUAUGUAGAAAAAGAAAUUGAAAAAUAAGAACUCAAUUUACUCUUACUGCAGAUUGAAAAAACAAAACCAUCUUCUGUUGGAUGGAUGUUUUGUUAUUUGAUUCCUAUUUGUUAUUCUUCUCAUGUGAACGAGGAUCAAUUGUCACAACAGAAAAAAGAGAGAACAGUAUAAAAGCUUUUUUCCUGUAUUUUAUCUGUUGAUCAUCAAAUAUUGGCAUGAAGUGUGACACUAUCUUAUGUUAAUUGCUUCAAUGAAUCGAGAUACAUAGACCCAUAUGCUUCGAGGAACACAUACAACCAGUAACAGGCAGGAAUAUUCAUCGUUUCUCUUCGGCUUUUAUUUGAAUUUGCUUGAUGACUGUUACCAUAAACAACUUCAGAAACUUUUAAUAAAUCUCUUCGAAGUCUUUGGAAAGUGAAUUGUUUUUAUAAUGACUAUUUAAAGAAGAGAUGUUAGGUGAUACAUUUGUAUGUUUGUCUCAAAGAUCAUUUUGUUUUUGACAAAAAUCAAGUUUUCGAAAGGGAAUGUGAUGUUAAAUCGUUGAAAUAAAUAGAAUUUAGAAACCUGAGCAUUUUCUCUUUGUAAUUAUUAAUAAACCGUUUGUCUUUGAAAAAACAAAUUCGUCCAGUCAUUCUUCAUUUGAUAAAAUACCGUUUGAUCUUUUAAUUUAUUUUUCAUCAGAAAAUAAACAAACAAAUAAGUGUCAGUAAUAAUAUCUUAGACAAUUUUAUUACUGCAAUAUCAGUAUUAAUAUUUUAUAAAAAAAUCAAGAAAUAAUCAUUGAGAUUUACUUCAAGGAGGAUUUUCACAGACUUUUUUCUUGCAUAUGUUAAACUGUUGUUUUCUAAAAUAAUUAAACCAUCAAUUGUUUUUCUUCCUUUCCAUUUUUAGUUUUUUCAUUCAAUCAACCAAAAUUUUGUCCAACAGCAGCUUGGAAUCCAAUCGGAAUCACUUUUGCUAAUCAAACAACAAUUGGUGAAAAACCUGGCGCCAUUUUCAUCAAUACGAACAAUAUAAUUUAUGUUUAUUAUAGAGAAAACAAACAACUUUUAGUGUAUCAUGAAGGUCAUAUCAAUCCAACAAAGAUCGUUCCUAUCAACUCUUCGACUCCAAAUUCUAUUUUCGUUACAACUAAUGGUGAUAUUUAUAUUGAUAAUGAUGAAGUUGUUCUAAAAUGGAUAUCGAAUAAAAACACAUUUGACACUGUUAUGAAUGGUAUAUCACAAUGUCAGGGUUUGUUUGUCGAUAUCAACGAUACUCUGUACUGUUCAAUGGCUUUUCGUCAUCAAGUUGUGAAAAGAUGGAUCAAUGAUUCUGUCAUGACACCGACUAUCGUAGCUGGGGCAGAUAGACCAGGACCUGCUCCGAAUGAGCUUAAUUUACCUUUUGGAAUCUUUGUUGAUGUGAAUUUUGAUUUAUAUGUGGCAGAUUGUGAAAAUAAUCGAGUUCAGUUGUUUCAAUUAGGACAAUCAUUUGGCAUCACAGUAGCUGGAGCUGGAUCACUAAAUCCCACAAUUUCACUUUCAUGUCCACGUGGAAUUGUAUUAGAUGCUCAGAAAUAUUUAUUCAUUGUGGAUUAUGGGAAUAGUCGUAUUAUUGGAUCAGGACCAAAUGGUUUUCGAUGUUUAGUUGGAUGUCAUGGACCUGGUUCACAAUCCCAUCAACUGUCGUCCCCGAUGAGUCUUAGUUUCGAUCGUUCGGGUAACAUGUUUGUAGCUGAUGAGGACAAUGAUCGAAUUCAAAAAUAUUUGUUGAAAAAGCCUUGUGGUAAGUUGAAAAUAGUUGAAUGA